AUGUAUGCCUCUCUGGAUGGGGUCAACAGGUUCCAAAGUAAGCUGUCUUCCCAGACCCUGUGAUGUCUGAUGCCAUCAUUAUCUGCUUCUGCUUUCGUCUUUUAAAUAGCAUGCUUUCAAAAAGCUUUGAUGUGUGCUCAUGGCCUUAUUUAUAAAUUUGUAACUUACAGUUUGUUGUGAAAUAGCCUCUCUGUAUGAUAUCUAUAUAAUUAUUAUUUUGGUUAAUUAUUGGCUGUUUUCAAAUGCAAAUUUUAGACACCCAACGUUUCUCAGUCUCAUGAAAUAAUGAGAAGAAUAUGUAUGAACUAGAUAUGCAAGCUCAUUUUAAAAGGAACACAUUUUAGACCACAAGUGAGUUUCAGAGCAAUUAGAGUAUUUAAUUUGAACUUUCUGGGUCCAGAGAACCCUAAGGGGAGGAAAGAAACCAAUUAAAUUAAAUUAAAUAAUAAUGCCCUAAAUAGAAAAUGUAACAGGAUCCAAUUGUUCAAGAACAACACUUAAAUUGCUGAUAAAGGAAUUUGGAAAUAUUUUAUAAAGGCAACACUUUGCUACUGUAUUCGUAUCUUUAAACAAUAGUGCUGAUGUUAGUUGGACAUGACAGAUUUGGGCCACAUGUUCAACUGACAGAAAUCCUAACAUUAAAAGAAAAGAAAAGAAAAGAAAAGUUCUAGAAAUAUGGAAAGGGAGGUUUUCCAAUUUGCAUAAAAACUUGACUGAAGUAUUUAAAAUGUAACAAACGCAGUGCAUUUUACAGAAGUAAUGGGGCUAUCAUGAGGUACUUUUAAGUAAUAUUUUAAUGGGUCCCUCCCCCCAAAAAAAAUAUUUGCCCAAGUGCCCUACAUGUACUUUAGGAAUGCAUACAGAACCAGUGUGGAAUGUGCCACCCUAAGUGAGCCUUACAAUGUAAGGAGCCAAAUUCCAGAGUACUUCCCAUUUUCCCAGUUCCUCCAUCUAUGUGUGCCAUUAUACCAAAUAACUGUCUCGUGAGGAGGAAUUAAAGAACCUUUCAAUGAGGGUGAAAGAGGAGAGUGCAAAACAUGGUCUGAAGCUCAACAUCAAAAAAACGAAGAUCAUGGCCACAGGUCCCACUACCUCCUGGCAAAUAGAAAAGGAAGAAAUGGAGGCAGUGAGAGAUUUUCCUUUCUUGGGUUCCAUGAUCACUACAGAUGGUGACAGCAGCCACAAAAUUAAAAGAUGCCUGCUUCUUGGGAGAAAAGCAACGACAAACCUAGACAGCAUCUUAAAAAGCAGAGACAACACCUUGCCGACAAAGGUCCGUAUAUUUAAAGCUAUGGUUUUCCCAGUAGUGAUGUAUGGAAGUGAGAGCUGGACCAUAAAGAAGGCUGAUCGCCGAAGAAUGGAUGCUUUUGAAUUAUGGUACUGGAGGAGACUCCUGAGAGUCCCAUGGACUGCAAGAAGAUCAAACCUAUCCAUUCUGAAGGAAAUCAGCCCUGAGUGCUCACUGGAAGGACAGAUCCUGAAGCUGAGGCUCCAAUACUUUGGCCACCUCAUGAGAAGAGAAGACUCCCUGGAAAAGAUGGUUGGACAGUGUUCUCGAAGCUACUAACAUGAGUUUGACCAAACUGCGGGAGGCAGUGGAAGACAGGAGUGCCUGGUGUGCUCUGGUCCAUAGGGUCACAAAGAGUCGGACAUGACUAAACAACAAAAGUAUGCAUGAUGUCUGUUUUGUGCUUCAGUUCUAAGGCCGUCACUGGGGGCACCCAGUGGACAGCGGCUCCAUUAGCGGAGAAUAAACUUAGAACUGCUUCCUUCUAUUGAAGUGAAAAAGGAAGAUGUUGUGUCCUCCUAGCAACCCAGAGCUAAUUGCUGGGUAAUAGUGGAACACACCAGAAACAAUUACUUGUUGUUUACAUGCCAUACCAAACUGUGGAUUGUUAGCAUUCUCCAUAUACAUGGACUGUCAAGUCAGUCAUAGGUCAAGGGCCAAAUAUAUAUGAUUCCCACUCAGAAAGGUAUACAGUACAUAAAUAAUAUCAAAAAGACAUUUCAAAACUUUGCUUAUAUACACACACCUCAAAAGAGGGGUGGAAUUCAUUGGGGGUCUAUUUAUUUUAAAGCUGCAAUGAACAAGGUCUUGUUCCACAUACAGGCAGCAGGACAUGGAGAAAGUAUUCAAAUGGCAAAUUUAACUGGUGUUAGGCUGGUGUGGGAGGAGGCAGUCCUUCAACUAGUCUGGUCACAAAUCCAUCUGGAGCUUCAUAGCUAAUUACCAGCACCUUGGAUAAAACUAUAAAUUUAAAAUAAUUAAAUAACCGCAAUCUGUACAACUAAGAGGCUCAGCUAGGAAUCAGGAACUCUCCAAUUCGAAUCUCACCUGAACACUUGAAGUGCCUGCCCCCUUUUUCCUCUCUCCACACCUACUGCAGUUUGCAAUAUUUACUGGGGGUGUGCGGGCGGCAGUAGUAUUUAUAAGAUUGUUGUAAAGGUUGACAAGAUAAUGUGCCAAACACCUGGGUUGGUACACAGAUAGUACAAACUGAUGCAUGUCUACUCUGAAGUGAGUCCAAUGUGGCUUUCUUUCAGGUAAGUCUAUUUCAAAUUGCAGCCUCAUCAGCAAUCUGCAUACUAAGUGUAAUUAUUAUUAACUCUACUGCAUUUCUGAAAGAAUCAUACACAAAAAGAGCACCAUUUUCCUUUCCUUUUUAGCCAUCUAACAUUUGUCUGCAUUGGCAUCUAUUCACACACACCUUAAUUUAACCACUCCCCAGCAUGGACCUGUGAAGAUUGGGUGAUGUUAAAAGGAUCCAAAGUUCAUUUCCACUUCAAUGGUGCAUGUUCAACAAACAAAAAUAUUUUGUAGCAAGGAGGUAAACAGUUUAGCAGAAGGCAGCCCCUCACAUGCAUUCAAACAUACGUAACAUUACAUUUGGCCUGGAACUUUUUCCUGUGUUGUUUUUUUUUAAUGUCACAACCCCAUAAGAAAGAGAAUUAAAAGCCUGUUAUUUUAAUUUACAUCUACCCACAAGAUAAGUAAAGUUAUCAUUGAAAUUCUAAUUAAAUAGGAUGAUUGACUAAGGUAGGACAUCAAAGAAAAGAAGUGAAUAUGAUAAGUCGAAGUCUUAUUAAUUAGUCCGCAUGGAAGAAAUUCCAGAGACGUCAAGCUGAGGCUGCUGCAAGGAGGAAAAAUAGCAGACAAGAAAAUGUGUGUUUCUUUGAAGUUAGGAAUGGAGAUAGUGAUGGAGGUAAUUGUGUCUGACUGGAUCCAGUAAUGAAGAGCCGUAAAUCAGACCUAGGAAUCGGAGGCAAGAGUCUGGUAACGAAUAUGGUUGCCCCCCUGCUGUGAAGAAACAGAAUGCAGAGCUGACUAAUUGACCCAGUCUAUCUCCCAGUAGCUCCCUGUUAUUAUUUAUUAAUUUUUAAUUUCUGAAUUAUUUACGUCCUGGGAAAUUAUUUUUGACAGCCUGUUAGGAGCGCCAAAGCUAAUGGAGGAUGAAAGGGCUGCAACCAGAAUUAGCAGGGAUGCAGUCACAGGCUACUGGAUUUAAUGAUUUUGGAAAGGAAAAUUGAUUUCACACAGCGUGUCACUUUAUACUACUUUAGGGAUACACCAGCUAUUUUAUUAAUUGAGGAAUAACCAACUCAGAAGUAUAUUUGAAGUGUAAAUGAAUUGCAGGCCUCAGCUAUUUAUUCUUUCCCCACCGCAUACACAUUUGAGGGAGAGCAAUGAGUUUGCUUAAAGUUGCUAAUUAAAACCAACAGAGAUGGAGAUCCUAUUGAACCCUUGUUGGGGCUUUUUUUUUUUUUUUUUGCCCUGGGAGGGUGGCAAUCAUUCCAUCCCAGGAAAAUCUGUAAACCUUCUGCACUUUUCAAGUUACAUUCCUUUCUCCUCGUGACAAAGCCCAGUCAUGUAAACCUUCCAUGUUUUCGGCUCACAGGAAUCACGCUGGAUGGAAUUUAACACCCAUCCCUAGGACUGGAACCGGCCGUGAAAGAUGGUCAGUCGGGACUGUACAGUGGUAUUUCAGGCUGUUAGCUUGAGCAGGAGGACAGACACUGUGAUAAAGUCAACAAGCUGCCUCAAAGUUUUGUGAUGGCUUUCUAAAUCCCAGAAAGCCACAUUCUGAAUCAGGUUACAGCCAUUAAAUUGGGCUGUUUGCACGCUGCCAUUUCUGUGCUUUUCUAUACUGGCCAAAGUUAACUGUCAUGUCAGAAGUUCAAUAAAUCCUACAUGCAAACAAUCUCUUGAAUGUGGCAGAGAGAACCUCCAGCCCAUAGGGCUAGUCCGACCCCUUUCUCAAGAGUAUGUCAAGGAAACAGUAAAAUUUAUUCAUGCAUUGCAAAUACAGUGAUCUAGUGAUCAUCAUUGACGCAGUCCAGAAAUGUUUUCUGAUCUCAAAUCCACAUAGAACAAACAUGAUUCCAUGGAAGAAGCUGGGGCAGGAAAAUAUUUUCUUGCUGCCCCCCCCCCCCCGGAAAAAAUGCUCACCAAGAGUUUCCUGUAAUAUCAUAGCAGUGUCCCAAUUUUCCAGGGACAUCCCUGAUUUGGAGAAGCCGUCCCAGUUUCUGCGUUGAUCCUGGAAUGUAUCACUUUUCCUUAGGAUGUUCUUAUUUUCGUUGGAGAAAUGUUGGAGGGUAUGGAGUUAUCUGACCCCCAAGCCGUCUUAAGGGCUUAUAGGGCUUCCCUUAUAGGGAAGGGUUUUUAAAAAAAUGUUUUAUUAUGUUUUCAUACAUGUUGGAAGCUGCCCAGAGUGGCUGGAGCAACCCAGUCAGAUGUGUCGGAUAUAAAUAGUAAAAUUAUCAUCUUGGAAUGGGGUGUCCCUAUUUUCACUGAAGAAAUGUUUGAGGAUAUGUCAUAGAGGGUUUGGGGCUGUGGAGCAAGAACAGUAAGGGGACUUCCUGCUGCACAGAGAUAGCUGCUACUUCCUACUGUUUCUCUCUCUCCAAACUUACCCACAGUUAGACACAGCAGGGCUUCCUGGUUUCUUGACUUCAGCAACUGCUUGUCUAAGCUGUGAGCAGAAUAGGCAGUGUUAAAGAAGAAGAUAAGAAGAGUCCUGCUGGAUCGGACCAAAGGCCUAUUUAUCCAUAAACAGAGAAUACAUGUUCUAAAAAUUAUUCUUUUUGGACCUUCAUAUGGAGAUAAUUGUGGAAGCAAAGAAAGGUUGUGCUGUAAGGAGUUUAUAAGUCGUUUAAGCACAUCCCCUCAGCUUAUUCCUCAGAGCAGUUCAUGAGCACUGUGAACAUUCCUUUUACUGACAAGAACAUGCAAGGCUAGUCUGGGUUUAUCUGUUACUUUGUGGAUUAUACCACUGGCAAUUAAUGAAGGCAGGAGGAUCAAGUCAUAGAAGGAGUUAUGUGAGAUGGCUGACCUGUGGCCUACACUUCAAGCUCUGCGUCUUUAUCACUCCCUCACCGAUCCACAAUAUUCCUGCAGUCCCAUUUGGGUGCAUGGUUUUACUUAUGAUUAAGACCUAAUCAGAGGGCCAGGGACAUUAAAACAUUAAUACGGAGAUGAAAGGAAUCCUAAAUUAGGCCCAAUUAAAAGAACUAUUUUGUUUACAACAAAACCUUCCACAGGGAAGGUGCUGCUAAUGCCGCCAGAUGCACAAGGAUGGGCCAAAGCAUGAAUUUUUGGCCAUCAACUUUCACGGCUUUAAAAGCGGAUUAGACAAAUUUAUGGAAUGUAAGGUUAUUACUGGCUACCGUCAAUGAUGGCUAUGUGCUACCUGCCCUGUUGGAGGCAGUGUGCCUUUAAAUAACAGUUGCUGGGAAUUUAAUUAGGAAUUCCUAGUUGCUGGGAAUUAGAUAUUCUGGUUGCAGGCUUCCUGUUAAGUUGUGGGUGAACAUAUCAGACAACACAGCAGUUCUUCAAACAGCUCUUGUUUAUUCACAGGCCAGCCAGAACAGAACUGGGCUGAAGGGUUCACCCAACCUACUUAUAUACAGCUCAACUACAAGGCAACAGUAACACCUUUCUGUAACUAUCCAAUCACUGAACGUCACUUUCAAUUCCUUAUUUGCAAAUGUGGACCUGAGUAAAAACUAUCUAUAGUAUCCCCCUGCUGGCCCAGGGUGAGAACUUCAGUACAUAACACUUCCCAUGGGCUUCUGGUUGGCCGCUCUGACAGGCCCGCCAAGUGUCCCUAUUUUCCAGGGACAUCCUUGAUUUAGAGAAGCCAUUUCAGUUUUCAAUUUGAUCCCAGAAUGCCCCACUUUUCCUUAGGAUAUCCCUAUUUUCAUUGGAGAAAUGUUGGAGGGUAUGCUCUGAGAACAGAGUGGUAGACUAGAUGGGCCUUUGGCCUGAUCUGUCAGAAUUCUACUUAUCUUCCUAAUUCUGCCUACACUUAUCCUAAUGCAAUUGUAUUUACUUCAGUUUGGUUUAUAGUGGUGCUAGCUUUUAGAGGCAUAAUAGUUACACAGAAUGCCUAUCUACCAUUUAAGAUCUUCAGACACCCUUCUCCUGCUGUCCGUGUCCUCCAAGUUGAGGCAGAUGGAGGUCAAGGAGAGGGCUUUUUCUGAGGUGAUACCAAAAUUAUGGAACUCAUGUUUGCUGAGCAAAAUUUUUGAUAUUUUUAUGUUCCAUUUUAGGCAUGCCUCUUUUUUCUUGCAUUUCUAAUGAUGUCUGAGAUUCCUUAAUGACUUUAAAGUUGCUAUUUGUCUCUGAAGAUCUUCCAAUCUCAUCUCUGUGGUUUACUUUUGUUUAAAAUAUAUUUUUAUUGUUUUUAUUAUUGUUGUGAACUGCCUUGAGGAUGCCUGACAGUGAAAGGCAGGAUAUUAAGCCCUUACAAAUGCUUGCUGGUAGCUGUCAUCAUGUAAGAUAGCUGUCACCAUGUUACUGCCAUUUUGUCACCACUCUCCUUGGAGAGUGUUGCGGGACUACUACCAUUGUUAUCCUCACUGGCUCCAGUCCUGACGUGGCUGCCAUUUUGGGGCAUGCUCUGUUCCUGCAAGAAGUGUGGCUACUGGGUUUCUAUAAGGCCAGUUUACAGAAGCCAAGGAAAGGGAGACAUAACAAGUUGUAAUGGGAAAGUAAGGCAUCUAAGUGGAAUGACUCUGAAUCUAGAAAGAUAACAGGUAGUGUUGAGACCAAACGUCUGUCUGAAAGAGGGCACCCUCCCUCAUAUAUCCUGUCCGAGCAUUCCCUGUUCCCCAAUACAAGCAAGGCAUCCAUGUCACACAGAACUUUUCACACAGAACCUGGUAUUUUCUUAAUAUACAGGUUUACCUGACCACGCUUACCUGCUAAUGGUUUUUACCUGCUUAUGGUUCGUAUUUUGUUCUAGGGGGUUCCCCAUCCCUUUGCUUGUAGCAUUACCUUGAGAGGGGUUGUGAUUUUUUAAUCACGCUCUCUGGCGUCAGCCCCUAUAAUAACGCCUGCCCUCUGGAGGGCAGAACCCCUUUUCAGAGGCUAUAGGGGGGUUUCAAGGAUGGAGAAGGCCUUCCUGAUUACACAUGAAUCCCAGAAUACAGCUGAGGGUAUAGAUGUGAUUCAUUUCACAUUUCCUUCUACCCCAUAGAAAUAUUCGGUGUAUUAUAAUUCACAAUUCUGGAUCAUUUGAGAUAUAAUGAGGAAUAGAUUGUUUAAAAAAAUCAUUUAUUUGCUAAGAGCAUGACUGAACAGCUUCUGUGACGUCAUGGAAUGUUCAUUUGGAAAGAUUCACACUGUGAAGCGUGUGCUAUGGGCAAAAUGGAAGUGGACAAAGGAGCUUUGGAGUCUAGAAACUAUAGCACAGAAUUGCUGGGGCCAAUAGACUGAUGGAAAAGUAGGAAGCCAGAAUUUUGGAUUCAAUUUCAAGCAUAUUUUUAAACAUUGGAGAUUGAGAGGCUGAAGGCUCUAAUUUUCAGUACUAGAAACUGUAUGCCCUGUUGCUUACAUGGCAGAAUAAUCACACGCUUCCCUAGAUCAUUGAGCUGCCUCCUCUCUGUUUCAAUAUUAAAACAAAGGGUAUAUUUGUCUGUGCUGUGCAGUGUUCUGGGAUUUAAGCUCACAACUCCAAUUAAGAGCAACUAAUUCCCCACACAGAAUAUUUACCCCUAAGAGUUGGCUUGAUAUAAUGAGUCAUGUGUUUUGCAUUUAAGCUCUUAAUGCCUAGAGGAUUUAGCUUUUUUUUUAAAAAAAACCUUUCUAUUUUGAUCACUUCAUAUUUUCAUCAUUUGAAGAGCAGCUUUUACCCCUGGCAAUUAAGUAUAUACAUUACUAGAUUAAUAAAGUGACAUAGAUAGCUUCCAUUUCCCUCUCUUUCCUCCACUGCCAUAUCUCUCUUGAAAAGGACAAAGAAUGGGAUAGCCGCUUCUUUACUACUUAUGUCCGACACAGCAAAUAUUAAAGCUAGGCGGAAAAGAGAAGAUUGAUUCAGAGGUUAGCAGUAUACAUGCAGGACUGAUAUUCAGCAGAACUUUUACAGUAUAGCUCAUCUUAUUUAAAGAUGAACUGUUUUACAACAACCAGCGCUGACCCAAAAGCUGGCACUGGCAACAAAAAUCACACAUACCCACUGAGCCUCAGUCCCUGAGCCUUAAUCCAGCAUUGUCACCCAUUGUUGUGCCCUCCAUACACCUGAUGUACAGCUUACACAGUCCUGAUGGCAAGAGGGUGCCACCUGCUUAGCAGCCAGCAGCCAUCUUGUUGUUGUUUAGUUGUUUAGUCGUGUCCGGCUCUUCGUGACCCCAUGGACUAGACAUGCCAGGCACUUCUGUCUUCCACUGCCUCCUGCAGUUUGGUCAAGCUCAUGUUCGUAGCUUCAAGAACACUGUCCAACCAUCUCAUCCUCUGUCGUCCCCUUCUCUUUGUGCCCUCAAUCUUUCCCAACAUCAGGGUCUUUUCCAGGGAGUCUUCUCUUCUCAUGAGGUGGAGCCUCGGCUUCAGGAUCUGUCCUUCCAGUGAGCACUCAGGGCUGAUUUCCUUCAGAAUGGAUAUGUUUGGUCUUCUUGCAGUCCAUGGGACUCUCAAGAGGCUCCUCCAGCACCAUAAUUCAAAAGCAUCAAUUAUUCAGCAAUCAGCCUUCUUUAUGGUCCAGCUCUCACUUCCAUGCAUCACUACUGGGAAAACCAUGGCUUUAACUAUACGGACCUUUGUUGGCAAAGCCACUCCAGUAUCCCUGCCAAGAAAACUCCAUGGACAAAGACAACAGGAGCCAUCUUAGCAACAUCCAAUCUGUUGCUGACGUCACACCAGGCAUCACACUUGGAGGCAUCUAAGAUGACACCUACCUGAUGAUGGUCCAGAGCUGAGCAGCAAUUUGGAAGGAGGCAAUAGCAGGCAGGCACUUUAUUGCCUUUCUGAAUCAGUCACCUGGGCCCAAUGGCAUGUUGUCGCUAUUGAUAGGGCUGGGUCUGCUAGCAACAGUGGCACCACCAGGAUGGACCUUUGGAGUAGAGGUCAAGAGGCUUAGCAGGCUGAGCAGAAGGGCUCCAAAUGCAUGCAGCAGGUCCUUUUGUAAGUGUAGUGGUAUAUCAUUUAAAGAGGGCGCCCCUGUAAGCUCAUUAAGUCCUGAGUUUAAAAUUAUGUAACUGUGCAGCAAACAUUUCCCUAUUCCUGCCGCUUUGUUAAGCUAGACUGCCAUUGAUUUAAGAACAUCAGCUUGAGCAAAUUUUAUUUUCUCCGACUUUCCACACUUCUGCAGCUCACAAUAAACAACAACAAAAGAGUAACACUAGAAGGAACAUAUCCAGGGAUUGGGAGGGGGAAAGAACCAAAUUAACAUGACACCUCAGGGUCAAACUUCUCCCUUUCAGGAAACCGAAAGGAAAGUGGCAACACUAAUGACUCUCUUCUGUUUAAAAGACUCUUGAGGUUGUUUUUUUUAGCACUUGGAAGGAAAGUAUUAAAUUUUCAUUAAAGGGACGCAGCCAAUUUGGACAUAGAGGCUUUUUGAUUAAAAUACAUGAGUUUGUAGUAGAAAUAAACAUUGUGCUUGGUUGAUCCAAGAAGCAUAACCAUGCCGUGCAACACAAUAACCUUCUAUUGAGCCUUAUGAGCUUUAAAUCCAGGUUGCUCCAACAUGAGCUUUGCAGUAAACCUGUGAAGUCUACAGGGUAUUUAUAUACCCUUCAUUAACCCACUAUCACCUAUCAUAAAGCAAGGGGAAGAAGGGUCAGUGUGGUUAAAUGUAUAUUUUCAGUAAAUGUAUAUUUCUAUUUAAGAGCAGGUUUUUAGAGAUCCAAAUAGCAUUAGCUGGUGAGGGCUGAAAAUGAUCGUGACCGGGAAGAGAAGUGUAACCUUUUCCACCCCUGACGCUUAUGGAGGGAUUUCCUUGCAAUGCAAAUAGCAGCUUCAGAGGAGUUUUUUUUAAUCAAUACAGCAAUAAGCUGGAAUGGGUUAAACUUCUCCCCUGUUUCACUAUGCAUAUUGUUUCAGAAAGUCUGAAUUUUUCUUAAGUUCACCUUUGAUGUGAACUAAAUCAAAUUUCUCCCCCAUCCCUACUCCCAAGUAAAUGUGCAUAGGGUUGUUGUGUUCUUAAUAAAGCCAUUUUGCCAAGUCAGCAGCUAUACAGUAAACGUGUGCAGAAAAUCCCAGAUUGAGCUGGACGGAAAGCAAUACAUAUUUUAGCUCCUUGUUCUAUUUCCUGCAAAUGCCCCAUACACGAGUAUUGUAAAGAUAAGACUUGCUUCUAUGUACAAUCUAACCUGGCUCUUUGGGCUCUCUGAAUCUCUCUCCUUUUCCUUCCUGCUUCCAGAAUCUGAAAUGGCUUUCUUGCCAAUAUGAUAGUGGUGGUGGUAGAAGACACUGUAGUUUGGGCUCAGAUAUAAACAAAGAGAGCAACUAUUCACGUAAUGAAUUGUUUGGCACAAGAGACAUUUUGAGGACAAUAGCGCUGCUGCAGUAGGAGUCCUUUUCUUCAUGCACGCUUGAGGAAUAUGCAUUAUGUAACAGGAGAAAUAAAAUAACACAUAGACGGCAGAGCUCAAAAGAGUGUUAGAACACAAAUUGAACACUACUUGUUAAACAAGGUUAAUUUGUUCCUAUUCCACUUGAAAUGGCUUCAAACACUUCUAAACUAGGUCAUUUGAUUGCUAUGAAAAUACAUGUACAAGGCAGCUGUCUUUUUAGCAACAAGUUUAUUGGAGAGUUUUGAUUGCAUCCCAAAAGCAUGUGAGAUAUUUCUGACCAUAUCAAAGAAAACUCAACUGCAUUAUCAAGGCACUCUAAUGAGAUGGUUUGUUUAAUUGAAAUGCUUUAAAUUACCAUCUGGUACAGCAUGAAAAAAUCAUUAUUUUCAUUAGAGGAACUCCUCGUUAGCUUGAAAUUGAAGUUACAAAAUAGCACUGCAUGAUCUACUAAAAGUAUUGUAAAGUAUGCUCAAAUUCGGGUUAUUAAGAGACUUUUACAUGCCAAUUUCACUUCUGCAUUCAUUAAGUACCAUCUCCCAACUUAUACAUUUGAGUUUAUUUUUUUAAUCAUGCAUAGGUGGAGGAACGAAGUAGUGUGGGGGUUAUUCCAUGGAUAAAUCAUAAAUCUGGGUGCCACAGCUACUUGGCAUGAAAUGAAAUGGGGGGGGGGGACAAGGCAACCUCAAGACAUAUUUGCAUAAAAUUUACAAUAAUAUGAUAAGCACAAGACAAGAGCUAGUACCCAUAUUACAUUUACUCCUAUUGCUAUCAUUUCUUUAGCAGUUUAAACAUGCAAAACUCUUUACACAUUUAUCUUGUCCUCUUGUUAGUGACAAUUCAUAAGAUCACUAGUAUUCCCAUUUUACGGAUGGAAACCAGCCAGACAAGAAGUGCCUCUUCUAGAGAUAUUCAGAGAACUGAACCCAGCAUAAACUCGGUAAUUGUAAUAUGUGAUGUUUUGAUUUUCAUGUAAUUGAAUCCUGGGAACUGUAGUUUGUUUAGGGUGCUUUGAACUGCAGCACUGAGUGGUGAACUACAGUUUCCAGGGUUAUUCCGGGGGUGGGGGUGGCAUGUGCUUUAAACAUUUUGUGUAUAUGCAUCCAGAGUCAUAACUUGUGUCCAGCCCUGGUGAAUCAGAGCCUGGUGAAGAAGAGGAUGCAGAUCUGGCGAGUUUGGGGACAAUGGAAAGGGCAGGCAGGAAACAGGUAGGAUCCAGUUAGAAUCAAGUAACUAGGAUGAUCAGAGCCCUUUAUUUUCCUUGGGUGUGACUAUGCCCUCAGAGUUAGAAAUUAUGAUAUGCACAAGGACUGUGGUUGCUGCGAUGGACUUAUAAAAGGCUUCAUUUUCAAAACAGCUGAGUGACUGGUCUUGUCAAGAUGGCUUUUUAUACUUAUUCAGCUAUAAAAUAUGCACAUUAUGCAGCCACUAUUUGGGCAGCAGGUUCCAAGAGGGACCAAUUCUCCUGCCUCCUUGUCAUAUUUUUAAAGGAAGCUCUGAUACUUCAGUAUUUCAGCGUACUUCUUCAUAGCUCGAGACCUUAGCACAUCACAAGAUUUCUAAUCCAUUUGAAUACGAAACGUCUUCUUCCCUUUCCUGCUUCGGGCUGAAAGAAUUCUCAGACAAUGAUAAGUGGGGCUUCAUACUGGCUGCAUUUGGGCAAUUAUUCCUCAGCUUAAUAAGUUGAAAUAUGAAUGAGUCUUCUGCCUGCACACACACAGUCCUUUCGCUUGAGCUGAAAUCCGACUCAUCUUAAUUUCCUAUUUUGUCCAAAUUGGGAAAUGAUGGCUAGCAGCUUUAGUACAAGCCAGCAUCCAAAACCUUGGUUUGAAGUUGGUUUAGGCUCCUGGCUUGUCCUGAAGCUGGUAACCAUGGUUUCAAUGCAAUGGGAAACUAUGGCUAAUUGAAGACGUAUGUGUUGCAUCCAGUCUUGCUGCAAAAGGAAUAGCCAAGAGGUUACACAUGCCGGCAAAAUACUUGUUCACCAUCUCUACGUGGUAAGAGAUAAGAUUGUCCAAAUUGGGCCUUUGCUCAAGGCACCUUCUUCCAUUCCCCCCCCCCCCUUGAACAAUCCCUGUGAGCAGGAGUUCUGCAUAACUCAAAAUCUGUCACAAUGCAUUGUUGAGCACUGGCUGGCUUGCUCUGCUAAAAAGGAGGUAUUUCACUGUCCCUGCAAAUUUCCAUUUAAGUAAAGUUUGGCACCAGCAAAGUGUCCAGGGUUAAAAUUUAUCUUUUCUAAAAAAAUUUAUGUGGGUUUUAGGAUCCCUCUCCCUCUCCUCUAUUGAAGGCAAUGGGGCCAUUACUUGAAGAUUAGCAUUAGCUCUGUUUAAUAGGCCUUUUUUAUCCCAGUUUACGUUGAAUAAAGAAGAUUCAUUUGUUAGCUUAAAAAAAUCCUGAGACUUUAAUUCUUUAUCAUCACUCCCCAGAGAUCCCAGUAGGAGUCCUCUCAUCAUCGCUGAUCAGGUCUGAACUUUUGUGUGUGUUUGCUCUUCACCGUUCUAUGCUUUCAUCAUUUUAGACAGAACCAGCAGGCAUUCUGCACUGCAGAAAGGGAGUGAGUCCCUUCAGCACUACGAAAACACACACACACACAUAUAUAAUUCACCCAGGCUCAGUUCCCUAUAACUUCCCAAAAAGGACCCUCAUUUGCAUUUGAUUAAAAUGAAUGAGCUUCCUAUGUUAAUUAUAGGGAUAACAGCAGCAAAUGCAUUUUAGUAGGUUUGACUGAAUUCACUGAGAACUAUAAAGUUUAUUAAAAGUAGAUAAGUGAAUUUUUAAGUGGACCAAGCUCUACUGAUGACUUAAGCUAACUCUUUGCAUUACCUGCCAGAUAAAAGGCAUUUGGAUACUUUCCAAUGCCACAAAGUCUGCCUAGCCUAACAUAAGAAUAAUAGGUUUACUCGGUCCCAGCUCCUGCCAACUUAGCAGUUCAAAAGCACGUCAAAGUGCAAGUAGAUAAAUAGGUACCGCUCCGGUGGGAAGGUAAACGGCGUUUCUGUGUGCUGCUCUGGCUCGCCAGAAGCGGCUUAGUCAUGCUGGCCACAUGACCCGGAAGCUGUACGCCGGCUUCCUUGGCCAAUAAAGCGAGAUGAGCGCCGCAACCCCAAAGAAGCUCAUGAGAUAAUUUGCCAAACAUAGGGUUGUAUCUAAUGUGGCUCUGUGUUAAAGUCACUUACGUACUUGCUUACUUGUUGCCAUAGCAGAACAUUGUUGCACAAGGAGAAACACAAGCACAUUAGCAAAAAUUGUUGCACAAGAACCAGCUGUUGUAACGCAAAUGUUGCAUUGUGCAGCCUUUAAACAAGAGCUCUGGCACUAGCAGACAGAGAAUUUUGGAUACAGCCCAAGGUACUUUUUGAAGUAUAAUGCACUUUGCCUUGUGAGACAUCUUUGGGAGAAGAAAAAGCUAAACCCUACACAAAUCCAGAAUGGCGUCCCUAAGACAGUUGGAUGUCGUCUUGUCUGCUUCCUUCCAGCAACUCCUGCAGCCAAGCUGGUGCUAAACAUAUUGCGCAGCCUUUGUUUGGGCCACAUCAGCGAGCUCUUGUCAUCUUGGCAGCCCAGGAUUGCCCAGACAGGCUGCCCGGGCUCACGCCCCAGAGAGGUCACUUUGGUGCUGAUAAUACAGCAAAAACAAUGAAGGAGUCAGCAGUUGUGAGUUACCGCUCUCUGCAGCCAUUGUAGGCACUGUGAUUCUCCAAUGGUUUGGCUUUACCUCUGGAGGCACACUCCAUUGUCUCUCUCAAGACAGACUGAUGCAGACAAAUUUGCUUUGCAAUCUCGUGCCAUUCAACUUCACAACAUACUGCUGAGUUUAUAUUUAGCCAGAAAACAGGUUCAUAGAAUUAUGGAUAAACAAGCAUUUAAAUCUAGCUCUUACAGGUGUACAUAUUGCACUCUCACCCUAAUCUGGAUUCCCUACUGGGAAUAAUAAUGUUGGUUUUCUGGCCCCGGUCAAAUGUGAAGAAAUUCAUACAUAUUAACAGAUUUUGUGCAGGGAUUGUCCCCACCAGGGCUUGAAAAGGUUGCAGUAGCCAUCACACAAUGAUUAGCACAAACUUGUUGUGCUUGCGGAACUUACAAACACACACACUUUUGUUGGGGAGAAGAAAUGAAAUCCAUGCACCCUGUCCCCCUCUCCCUCCAACUGAUCCAUCUGUUCAAAACUAGGAGAGUGGGGCAGAUCCACAAGAACUAUGGUGCUAUUAGAUGUCUGGAUUGUUGUGGGCUCAUUUUAUACUAGUGUAAACCAGUUCAUUGAAAAUGUGCCUCUCUACAAUAAUCAUAGCAAUCAUGGUUCAUUUUUAUUUAAAGUUGCAUCAUUAUGAAAGGCAUUUUCUCCUGUAGAUGGCACUCCAUAGCUAAGUAAAACUGUGAGCCCUAACCCAAUAUUCUAUCCACUGGACUACAGUAGAUAUUUCGAUAUCUGACGAGAUAGUUAUGGGUGGUAGGCAGAAUUGUCCAUCAUCUAACAGCUACUUAGAUCCAUGUUGAUUGAUUGUAGAUGCCAUGCAACCAUCCUCAGGAGCUCUCAGGUAAGCCUAAUUCUGGGUGACGCAUGCAAAACCUCUUCCAUCAGGUGAUCCUCACAUCCAACUUGGUUGUCACAUCACUGCAAACUGUUGCGAGGACGGUCUUGACUGUUGCAGCAUGCAGACAGAUCACACUGUGUGGACUAAUGUGUGCUAGCAUCCUUGAGCAGCUCGCCCCCUGUUUAAUAGGAUCCUGUUUAACAGGGCCUCCAUGUUGCCAUCAUAUUGUGAGAAACAGACCUCAACUAAUUGGUGUGUUCCAAGCUUUGUUUUCUUUUUGCUAUUGAGUCAGAGCAUUGAAUCCUGUACUAUACCACUGCUCUAUUUCUGUUCAGCUGGGGAUGUGAGCACAGUGCUAAGGGAUGAAAUCAACCCUUUUUAAUAAACAUUUAAGGCUGUCAUACUCACUUAGGUAGCAUCUCUCUAUUUGUUUUGUUUUUAGCAUUAAUUUAGAAGUCCACUUUUUUGUUAGACACAUUGGAAUCUGAAUUUAGAAUCACUAUCAACCUGGUUUUACACCCCAAGCAUGUUCCAUCUGAGCAGAGAUGGGUAUAUCUGCCAACAUGGGUUUCUCAUUUUUCCAAUCUUAAAUCCUGUUCACCACAUUUUCACACCAGUUUGCAUUUUUUUUAAAAAAAUCCUCAUGGAAAUUCAUCAGUGAAUUUCUCCUAAUUAGUACCCUUUUGUGUGCAAUUGUUCCAAAUAUUUACAUUUUUGCAAGUAAAUAUAAUGCAUUUUUGUAUGUUAUUUCCACAAAUAUAUGCAUUUUUAUGCAUGAUUCACCGAAGUAUAUGCAUUUUUGUAGACAUCAUAUGGCUGGAGAGGUGCAUUGCAAAAUUCAGAGAUGUCCAAAUUUUGAAAGCUGGCUUUGUUUCAGUUCACAUAUUGUUUCAGAAAGUGCAUAUUAAAUGCAAACUGAAUCAAAUUUCUCCCCCAUCCCCACACAUGAACUCUUUCUUCUAGAUAUCAUGCCUUUUAUAUAUUAUAUGUAGAUUGAGUUCUCAGUAAAUUAUGCGUAGUUCUAAAUAUUGUGUUAGGAGUUAAGAGCAGCCGUUUGUGAAGUUCUGAAGUGAAAAAAAUAUUUCAACAUUAAGACAUCACAAACUGCUGUUUCUCAGUCUCUUAAAACAAUAUUCAAAACUAAUUUUACUUAGGAUGAAAGGUUUGGUGGCACAAGGGGGGCGGCGAGUGAUUAUCAAGACGGUUCCACAUGUGAAAGCAGUUUUGGGAUUAAGCAAAGGCCAGCUUUUCAAAGGUAUGUUUGAGAUAAUGAAAAGGGGAUGCUUACAUGGGGCAUGCUCAGAAUCCUGUGCCAGAAUGUGAGUUAUUCCCAAGUGCUUCAGCCAUUUACUAGGGAAAGCCAAUAUCUAAAUCCACCCAUAAUUUCCUUGCUCUGCUGUAUCAACAGUAUUCAUUUUACUUGUAUAUGCAGCUGAACUAUUCCUCUUGUGCCAGUGGAACUUCGCAUCGACAGGGGGCAGUAGAGGAUGAAAAGAUACCUGCGUUCCCUUUGUCUUCCAUUCUUAUGUGCCAGUUCUCCUUUAACAUUCUUUUCAGAAAGUGCUCUUUCACGCUGUCAGACAAGAAUCAUAGAAUCAUAGAGUUGGAAGAGACCACAAGGGCCAUCGAGUCCAACCCCCUGCCAAGCAGGAAACACCAUCAGCGCACUCCUGACAUAUGGUUGUCAAGCCUCUGCUUAAAGACCUUCAAAGAAGGAGACUCCACCACACUCCUUGGCAGCAAAUUCCACUGUCGAACAGCUCUUACUGUCAGGAAGUUCUUCCUAAUGUUUAGGUGGAAUCUUCUUUCUUGUAGUUUGGAUCCAUUGCUCCGUGUCCGCUUCUCUGGAGCAGCAGAAAACAACCUUUCUCCCUCCUCUAUAUGACAUCCUUUUAUAUAUUUGAACAUGGCUAUCAUAUCACCCCUUAACCUCCUCUUUUCCAGGCUAAACAUGCCCAGCUCCCUUAGCCGUUCCUCAUAAGGCAUCGUUUCCAGGCCUUUGACCAUUUUGGUUGCCCUCCUCUGGACACGUUCCAGUUUGUCAGUGUCCUUCUUGAACUGUGGUGCUCAGAACUGGACACAGUACUCCAGGUGAGGUCUGACCAGAGCAGAAUACAGUGGCACUAUUACUUCCCUUGAUCUAGAUGCUAUACUCCUAUUGAUGCAGCCCAGAAUUGCAUUGGCUUUUUUAGCUGCCGUGUCACACUGUUGGCUCAUGUCAAGUUUGUGGUCAACCAAGACUCCUAGAUCCUUUUCACAUGUACUGCUCUCCAGCCAGGUGUCACCCUUCUUGUAUUUGUGCCUCUCAUUUUUUUUGCCCAAGUGCAAUACUUUACAUUUCUCCCUGUUAAAAUUCAUCUUGUUUGUUUUGGCCCAGUUCUCUAAUCUGUCAAGGUCGUUUUGAAGUGUGAUCCUGUCCUCUGGGGUGUUAGCCACCCCUCCCAGUUUGGUGUCAUCUGCAAAUUUGAUCAGGAUGCCCUUGAGUCCAUCAUCCAAGUCGUUGAUAAAGAUGUUGAAUAAGACCGGGCCCAAGACAGAACCCUGUGGCACCCCACUAGUCACUCUUCUCCAGGAUGAAGAGGAACCAUUGAUGAGUACCCUUUGGGUUCGGUCAGUCAGCCAGUUACAAAUCCACUGAGUGGUAGCAUAGUCAAGACCGCAUUUUACCAGCUUCUUUACAAGAAUAUCAUGGGGCACCUUGUCAAAUGCCUUGCUGAAAUCAAGAUAGGCUACAUCCACUGCGUUCCCUUCAUCUGCCAGGCUUGUAAUUCUGUCAAAAAACAAGAUCAGGUUAGUCUGACAUGACUUAUUUUUCAGAAAUCCAUGCUGACUAUUGGUGAUCACAGCAUUCCUUUCUAGGUGCUCACAGACUGUUUGCUUAAUGAUCUGCUCCAGAAUCUUCCCUGGUAUUGAUGUUAGACUGACUGGGCGGUAAUUAUUUGGGUCCUCUCUUUUCCCCUUUUUGAAAAUAGGGACAACAUUUGCCCUCCUCCAGUCUGCCGGGACUUCGCCUGUUCUCCAAGAAUUCUCAAAGAUGACUGCCAGUGAUUCUGAGAUCACAUCUGCCAGUUCUUUUAAUACUCUUGGAUGCAGUUCAUCUGGCCCUGGAGACUUGAAUACAUCUAGACUAGCCAAGUAUUCUUGUACUAUCUCCUUAGUUAUUCUGGGCUGUGUUUCCUCUGCUGAAUCAUUUGCUCCAAAUUCUUCAGGUCAGGCAUUGUUUUCUUUAUCGGAGAAGACUGAGGCAAAGAAGGCAUUGAGGAGUUCAGCCCUUUCUGUGUCCCCUGUUUGCAUUUCACCAUCUUCUCCUCUGAGUGACCCCACUGUUUCUUUGUUCUUCCUUUUGCUACGAACAUACCCAUAAAAGCCUUUUUUGUUGCUUUUAACCUCUCUAGCAAGCCUGAGUUCAUUCUGUUCAUUCAUAGCUUUUCUGACUUUGUGUCUACACGUGCUGGCUAUUUGUUUGAAUUCCUCUUUGGUGGUUUCCCCCCUUUUCCAUUUUUUGUACACAUCCUUUUUUAAUCUUAACUCAGUUAAAAGUUCUUUAGAUAGCCACCCUGGCUUCUUUAGGCACCUUCCAUGUUUCCGUCUCAUUGGUAUUGCCUGAAGUUGUGCUUUUACUAUCUCCCUCUUAACAAACUCCCAGCCAUCAUGAACUCCCUUUCCUUUUAGUAUUACUGUCCAUGGGAUCUCACCCAGCACUUCCCUAAGUUUUAUGAAGUCGGCUUUCUUAAAGUCAAGAAAUUGAGUCCUAGUAUGCUUGGCUGCUCCUUUCCGCUGUAUAGUAAACUUCAGAAGAGCAUGAUCACUCGCGCCUAAUGAUCCUUCCACUUCUACCCCACUAACCAGGUCAUCAACAUUGGUUAGGACUAGAUCUAAAAUGGCUGUUCCUCUUGUUGCUUCUCCCACUUUCUGGACAAUGAAGUUGUCUGCAAGGCCAGUGAGGAAUCUGUUUGACCUUAUGCUCUUGGCUGAGUUUGACAUCCAACAAAUAUCCGGGUAACUGAAGUCCCCCAUUACUACUAUCUCCCUUCCUUUUGCAUGCUUGGCCAUCUGUUCCAGGAAGGCAUCAUCUAUGUCCUCCGUUUGGCUUGGGGAUCUAUAGUAAACUCCCACAAUGAGGUCACUGUUAUUCUUCUCUCCCUUAAUUUUGACCCAAAUGCUCUCACUUUGGCUUUGAGGUUCUAAAUCUUGGAUCUCUUCACAGGUAUACACAUCCCUGACAUAUAACGCCACUCCUCCUCCUUUCUUGUCUGGUCUGUUUCUCUGAAAUAGAUUGUAUCCCUCCAUUAUUACAUUCCAAUCGUGGGACUUAUCCCACCAGGUUUCAGUGAUGCCUAUUAUGUCAUAUUUAGUUUGCUGUACCAAGAGCUCAAGCUCAUCUUGUUUCUUUCCCAUGCUUUGCGCAUUAGUGUACAGACACUGAAGUCCAUUAAUCAUUCCCCCGUGUCUCUUAUUUAAGGAUUUUUUCCUCCCACCACUAGGUCUGCAUGCUGUUUGCUCCAUUUGGUCUAUGACAUUUGGAGGAUCAUCUUCAUCAAUUGAUAGACUCCUACCUUCAGGAGCACUGUCUCCCUCCCCCACAUUAGUCAGUUUAAAGCCCUCCUGAUGAGGUUUCUGAGAUUUUUGGCAAAAACAUUCCUCCCAACCGUUGUGAGGUGCAGCCCAUCGCUUGCCAGAAGUCCAUCUUCAAGAAACUGCAGUCCGUGAUCUAAGAAUCCAAACCGUUCCUAUUUACACCAUUUGCAAAGCCAGCUGUUCACUUCCACUAUUUUCCCCUCUCUCCCUGGGCCACGUCGUUCAACUGAGAGGACAGAUGAGAUGACAAUUUGUGCAUUUAAUUGCUUCAAUUUCCUGCCCAGAGCCUCGUAGUCUCUUUUGAUCUUCUGGAGGCUAUUGCUUGCAGUGUCAUUGGUUCCCACAUGAACCAAGAGGAAGGGGUAUUUGUCAGUGGGUUUUAUGAUUCCUUGCAGUUGUUCAGUUACAUCUUGGAUCUUAGCCCCGGAGAGACAGCACACUUCCCGAGACAUCUUGUCAGGCCCACAGAUCACUGCUUCUGUUCCCCUCAGUAGGGAAUCCCCUAUCACCACUACACGCCUCCUCUUAGGUUUGGUCGGGGUUCUUCCGUGAGCUGUCCGUUCCAAGGUCGCCUGCACAUUCCCUGAGGACUGACUUUGCUGCUCGUCUUCAUAUACCUGAUCGACUGUAAUGAGGAGAGAUCCUCAAAUGGAGUCUGCUCUUCGUCUUCCAUGCUAGGGAGAGGACCCAAAGCGAUUGUGUAUUUCUAAACAAUCAGAGCGAACCCUGGGCCUCCUACUUCUUUGAGUCACGUUUCUCCAUAUAUCUGGCUCCUGUGUUGGUGAACUAGCCUCCUUCUUAGGGGAGUCCCCUGUCUCCUCCUUGGUGGAGACAGUGUGCUCUGUUGCUUCCAAGAAGAGCUCCAGCUCUCUACAAACUGGCUACAAUCUCAGUUUCUGCAACAUCCAUCCUUCCAUAAAUACACACUACCAAGAGUUUUAGACUGAUAUGAUGGAACUCACAGGUGCAAAAAAACCUGCCCCUCUGGGAGGAACUUUAAGGGAGAAUACUUGCAGAUAUUGAUUUUCUCCAGUAAUUGCAGGACUUCUGGGGAUGACUGGCGUGUGGACAUUCUAGAAAGCCAGAUGCCCAUAAGCCAGAGGUCAACAGUAGCCAUUUCCAUGUUUGAGCAGUGCCAGCUCCUGUUUUGGGAGGGCGCUUGAAGUAGACAGUCUCCAUCGCUCCUCUCCCUCCAUGGGAGAAUCUACCUUCUCACUACCAUGACCACCAGCUGCUCCUUUACUUCUUCAUCUUUGCUACCACCCACUUGCUUGCUAGGCAGGGAGACAACGAGGAUGCAGGCAGUAUCAUCAAGUGCUCCUUUUCACCACCACCACUGUUGGGGACAGAGCAAGAGACAGGUGAAUAAGCAGGUUGCAAUGGUGGAGCAAGACCAGGGAAGCUCUUGCCAUAUGCCUGACUAUGCUUUCUUCCACAGUGGCCAGAAUUCUCUGAGGGAAAGGGUAUGUUUUAAACGUGCUUUAAAGAUAAAUUGUGAGUACAUGGCCUCCCUAGGCCUUUGGUCUGAUCUGGAGGGGCUCUCCUUACACCAGUGUUUCUCAAACUUGGGUCUCCAGCUGUUGUUGGACUACAACUCCCAUCAUCCCUGUCCAUGGUUCCUGCUAGCUAGGGAUGAUGGGAGUUGCAGUUGAACAACAGCUGGAGACCCAAGUUUGAGAAACAAUGCCUUACAUUCUUAACAUGGUGCAAUGGAGAGUAUCUCACAAAGACAUCUUUAUGUGUCUCUUUCUACACACACACACACACACAGUGUACAUAUAACCAGUGCUUUUUUUCCUGGGGGUACGCAUACCCCUAAACAUUUUGCGAAUCUAAGUUUGGCCUCAUUGAGGGGCAGUUUUUCAAUAUGAGUAGGAAAAUGAGAGUACCCCUAAACUUUUUUUAGGGGGGGGAAGCACUGCAUAUAGUAAAAGCAAAGCACUCAGCAAAGCACCUCCUGGCAAAGCCAGGCCUGUUGUGGGCUUAUAUAGAGGUCUUGUGAUCGCCCAGAUGAUGUUCUGACAACAAACCAUCUCUUCUGUGUAAGUGUUUCAAACCAUCAUUGCCGGCCUCAGUAUUGCCAGAGGGUUUGCUAGAGAGCCAUGCAAGCAUCUCCCUUCUCUCCCACAGCUGAGUAUACAGCUGAAAUUUAUAGUCAAGUCACCAUGGCACUUUUCUUCAAAGCUACAGACAGCCCCACCAGUGAUGCUGCCUGGUGUGUGCUUGGGUUCCAGCUACAAGCAUUCUACCUCCUGCAGAUGUCUCAGCGCAGCCAGCUCAGUUUCACGUUCUCCCAGGAGGAGACGGGGCUGCUUGGGACAGUAAAUAAUUAGCUUUGCUGCCGUUGGCUACAGGAAUGAUUAUGAAUUUUUAAGCGCGGCAAGCGAUUGAAGAAGUUUCUGUUUGCUUUCCUCCAGCCAACUUGCAAACCUUUGCUCCUGGAGGGAGAAUAUUCCCUAAAGCAGCUUGACAUUCAGGUGGGAAAACAUUUAAGGUGCAAAAAAAAAAAAAAAAAAACCUGAGCCGAGGGUAAGUUGCUCAGAAUUCAGGGGGAGUGGGGGGUCAUGUUAUGAGGGAGAUUCCAAAAGUAAUGCAUGUUUUUUAAAAAAAUAAGUUUCUUAAUUGUGCAGUCCUAGGUCUAUCAAUUAACAGAUUAUACCUGGAGCGGUUUGCUUCUGGGAAGAUAAAUUUGAGUGGGUUAUGAGUAAAGAAACUCAUCUUUGGAAGAUUUUUUCAGUAGUUUUUUGUUAUUGUUGCCUUAAAUCUUUUUAAAAUUAGAUGCUGGUGAAAGGCAUCACUUUGACAGCUUAAGAAAUGAAAGUUUUCUCUAAAUCCCCAUAAAAAUUCUCUCACGCAGCCCCCUUUCCCCACAGAAUACUUCUGGUCUGACCUCUGUUUGUAUCAUAUUUUUUAUUCAGUGCCAUGGAGCAGGCAUAUAGGAGUUAUAGGCGGGGGGGGGGGAAGCAACUUUUGCCACCUUUACUAUACCUACCACUUCAAAUAGCCAUGGCUUCACCCAAAGAAUUCUGGGAGCUGUAGUUGUUAUUUUUUAAGGGUGCUGAGAAUUGCUAGGAGAGCCCCAUUCCCCUAACAGAAAUACUAUUCCCAGUUCCCUGAGUUGAUGGAUUGUUAAACCAUACUGGGAGUUAUUGGUCUGUAAGGAGAAUAGGGAAUAGGAUUCUUUGGGGGAAAACCAUGGCUGUUUAAAGUGGUAUGAUACUUUCAAAAAUGUGUAGUGUAUAUGGAGCCCUUAGCUGAAUACAACCCACUAUUAACAGAAAUUGCAAUUCAGAUUGUUCUGUAAUUGGUGACAACAACCUUUUCAUUUUCCCAGGCACUUACUCUUUAAUCUGAGCAAUGGUGCUGCCAGUUUUAUCCUCUUCUAAAUUUAAUUUCAUGUUUUAAUUGCUGUGUUCUAUGGAGGUAAACCACCCUGAGAAUAUUGAAGAGUGGCAUACAAAUGUAUUAAGUAAAUAAAUAAAGACAUAAAGAUGACGUCUUUUUUCCAUUCUGAUACAAAGCCUGUGCCUUUAUUAGCUUCAUGUUAGGCAUACGCCAGUAAAGAUGAUGGACAGACUCUGUCAAGUUGGUCCAGCUGUAGUUAUAUAUUAUUACUAGCUUGUAACUAUUAACUCUCUUAAUGCUGGAAGAAUGGGCAGCCUGUUUUAAGUAUAUUGUCAUUCUAUUAGCCUGUGGGGGGAAAUAGUAGAAACAGAGAAUACUCCACCUUGAUGGAAUAUUGUCCCUCCCUGCAGUUCAAUUAUCUUUAUUACAUGCAUGAUCAUAGAGUGUCUCAAGGCUUCCGGUCUAGUUCUGAUACCCAAAUGUACAUUAUAUUAUAAAGAAACAAUGCACAUAACUUUAGAAGCUUUCGGUUUCAAAAUACUCUGAAGUGGGCCAAAUCUUUUACAAAACGGAGACACUUCAACUAAGAAAAAGAACAGAACCCAAAUGUUUCCCAUUUGCAGAGUUGGCCCAGUGUAAUUCCAGUAGUUCUGGUUUAUUUAUUUUGUUAGACCAAACUAAAAUGGUAGGGUGGUUUUUUAAAAAAUAUAUUUGAUAUUCUGAUAUGCUUCUGCCUUUUAUUGUCAUCUGCUUGAGGCAAAAGUCACAACUACUGGUGCUUUAAUUUUUUUAAAAAAUAAUUAUGCCAAGAAGAGCCCCCAGACCCCCCCAAGAUAAUACAGUUGUACAAUAACUUUAACAUACACUUUUUCUAAAUGUUUCAAUCAGCUCUGAGUCAGUAGGGCUCAUGUGUCACGAGUUAGCUUAAAGGUUACAUCCUAGAUGCCACGCAUACUUCCAUCCAGCUUCUUUUGAAAAUCAAGUUGCGAACCAGGUUUUGAAGAGGUGCUGAAGUGUGUGCUCUUAGCAAAAGAAUAGACCAGAAAGUGAAAUAACAGCUUUAUACAGAAGGGGGAUGCUCAGAUGGAACUAACCAAAACAUUUCUUUCCCUUUCCUUUGGCAUAGGACUCGUUCCCAUCAAAACUAAAGGUUGUGCCCCGAGUUGUGCAGCCUGUGGAGAGAGGCACUUUGAUGUGA
Molecule: messenger RNA, 24441 nt
Organism: Podarcis lilfordi (Lilford's wall lizard)
Lineage: Eukaryota; Metazoa; Chordata; Lepidosauria; Squamata; Lacertidae
Source: the annotation of a GenBank genome assembly